AGAGCCCGACACAAUGAUAACCACAUUGCUCGUGACUUUGGCACUUGGAGAAAAGACGUCGUGAGCUACGCAGCCGUCCGCUAUAAUCCUGCCGAUCAGCCGCUGGCAGGACACUCGCGUGAAUCAUUUCCUUGAACUGAAGUAUCAGAAGCUAGGCCAUUCAUAACAAGAAGGGAACGACUAUUGCUUGAAGUACCGAAGAAAAAGCGACAUUACUUCACAUCCCUAGGAGUUUCAAGCGCAUUUCAAACGAAGAACCGGGCAGACGUUCCCUUUGAAUAUUCCUGCAAAUGAGGGAAAAGAAGAUCAACAGUGUGGUUACGUGGACAGCUUCGAUGACGCCCCUUAACUGACUGAAGGACAACGCUGCGCUUGCGCACCGUCGGAGCUACAGCUAUAAAAGCAAGAGGACGGAACCACCUUGCCGCAUAGCAGUCGGCGAUUCAGUGGGAAAAGCACGCGUGGAACUGUGCUGUUAAAACGCCGUGCCCCAUCAUUCAGAUCAACACCGUGAUUACUUGGACAGCCUGGACGACGCCCCUUCAAGCCUGCUGACUAAAGCACAGCGCUGCGCCUCACACCUUUGGAGCUACAGCAACAAAAACAAGGCGGCGGACUUACCUCGGCACCGAGCAGUUGGGACACAGUAGGAAAAGCACGCAACUGCGCAGGUGAAACACCGUUCACUAGCUUUCAGGGAGCUACAAAGCAUGGAGCUUCGAAAGCCAUUGCACCAAGUAAUAGAUGGAGUGCCUAGGUGUGCAGGCAUAGUUCCAGAGGUGCUACGAGAAAACCUGAAGUUUCGAGCGCAAAAGGGAGAUGUCGUGCAGUCAACGUUUCCGAAGAGCGGUACACAUUGGAUGAUGUACAUUGUGCAGCUUAUUCUGAGAGAGGGUGAGCCAAUGACCACGCACGAAGAGUUUGCUAAGGACUACCGCUUUAUCGAAUAUAUGGAUAUAAAGGGCUGGAAGUCAUCUCUGCCCGUGAGAACAUUUGCCACGCACUUGCCCUUGAGUGAGGGCAAUAUCAGCGAAGAGGGAAAGUACAUUUACGUUGCCCGCAAUCCGUGGGACGUGUGCGUUUCAAUGUACCACAUGGUUACCAACCUCAGCUCAUACGAGUACCAGGAUGCCACUUUCGAAGAAUUUGUUAACGUGUUUGUCAGCGGCAACUUUGGGUACGGUGACUACUUCGAACACGUGGCAUCGGCUUACAACCUAAGGCAGCAACCGAACGUGCUCUUCGUGACUUACGAAGAAAUGAAGAAGGACACUCGUGACGUGAUUAUCAAGGUAGCGCACUUUGUGGGAGAGCACUAUGGGCGAGCUUUAUUAGAAAAUGAAACACUGCUUGACAUGAUGCUGGAGUGCUCCAAGCCUGAACACAUGCGAAGUGUCGUGGUCGUUGACUUUCGCAAAAGUCGCAGCCCUCACUGGAAAAAGGUGUUUGAUCGAAGCACGGUAACCUGCAAGCAAGGCUACGAAGGGGAUCAAACGAAAUACGGUUUAGUACGAACAGCCAAAGUCGGAGGGUGGAAAGAACACUUCACGCCAGAGCUGCUUCGACGCAUGGAAGCUAGGAUCAGGGAGGUAGAGCCGAUGUCAGUAUUUAUGAAUCUCUGGAAGGACAUCCGAGCCGAGGCAUUGAAAUUAUCGCAAAGUGUCUGCUGAGAAGUGCCCUUUUCACUGAGCAGAGACAAAGGUCAUCAAUUUAUCAAUCUGUAAUUUUCAGUUUGCAAAAACAAACUCGCAAACCGAAAUCACCAUCCGGCAUGCCGAAAAGGUAGAGUGCGAUAUUUUUACUCAUAAACUUUGAAAAACAUGCGCUUUGGUAUUAAAAGCUAUGUGAUCAUUGCGAAAUAAUUGAAAACGUGCACAGUUUCAGACAAAAAUGUUUUCUCGGUGUUACUGUAAGCUGAUCUAUAUUGGCCAUUUAGCUGUGGAAAGUAUAAAUGCUCUGUCAAGCGCAACUUGUGCGUCACUUUAAAUGGGUGUGUUAACUUGUAUUUAUGAGAAACCUAUACUUACUACAAAAAGAGCCAAUGUAUCCACAACAUCCCGUAGUGGAGGCAGGCGCUCAAGAACGAGGUUCACAAAUGGCGUUCACAAUUGGCGUAUUCACAAUUGGCGUAAAAAAUCUGCAAUAGUAAGCUGCAGAUUUUGAAUACAUGCUUGGCCUGGUCGCAUUAUUGAUCAGGUUCCUUUUCGUUGAGCAUAGAAGGCGAACUCGUUGCAAUGGAAGGUGUAUGGUGCGUUCAACAGUUUUUGAUGUUUAGUGAAGAUGGCCAAGUUCACGUUCGCAUGGACAAUGCGGCCAUUAACCCUGUGCUCCUAAGACAUUAUCAAAAUAUAAGAUUUUCCUUAACUCUCUGCGAAUCAACCAUUUCGCAUAUGUAAUAUGAAUAAUUUGAUAAAUAAACUCAAAUUACCAAGAAAACAGUA
Molecule: messenger RNA, 2441 nt
Organism: Dermacentor albipictus
Lineage: Eukaryota; Metazoa; Arthropoda; Arachnida; Ixodida; Ixodidae
Product: 3-alpha-hydroxysteroid sulfotransferase-like
Biological process (GO): sulfation
Cellular component (GO): cytoplasm
Molecular function (GO): sulfotransferase activity
Source: RefSeq, a predicted model, not a curated record